ACACACACACACACACACACACACACACACACACACACACACACACACACACACACACACACACACACACACACACACACACACACACACACACACACACACACACACACACACACACACACUCACACUCACACUCACACAGCAGAAUUCUAGAACUUUUAAACCAAAGUGUUCUAUGGCCUUUUAAUAAAAGCACAUUUGAAGAUUCCGUUCUCAGACCUUAGAAGUUAAAGUCUCAGACUAACAAAAUUCACAAGUGUUGGUUUGGUUUAGUCUUUGAUGUCAGGACACUGUGUUCAAACACCAUUCAACUUCAAGUUCAAAAUGAGUUCAUUUAUCUCUGAAUCACUAUCCCAGAUGUUUACAAAUCUUCGUCCUCCAGCUGCUCUGGUAACAGUGCACACUUACCAAAAUGGUUCUGGCUUUGUACGGAAAUUGAAGGUCUGUACGUCUGUCUGUGGAGGCCAGCAGGCCAGAAAGAGAAAGGCCUCCGAGGUAGAAGAUGGAGGCAUCUCAAAGAGGCUGAAGAGCUCUGAUCCUGUGCCCUUAGAGGACUUCACUAGGGUGAAGAGGAAACUCCUCGAAGAAAACAAUGGACCCAGAAAGAGAUUGAGAGUCUGUGAGCACAAAGAGAGAUGUGUGGAAGCCAUCAUAUCCUCAUUGGAGUCCUCUGAGAAGAAGAAGAAAACCACUGCAGCCACUUCUGGGGAAACCAGCAGACAAGCGUUUGAGGCUAAGUACCAGCAACUGAACCCACUAGGAGCUGGAGGCCAAGGGUGUGUUUAUGCUGGCUUCAGAAGAGAGGAUUAUGUCCCAGUGGCAAUUAAGCAUAUCCCCAGGGAAAACGUAAUCUAUGAAAGUGUCAGGAAGAGCAAGAAGAUGCUUCCUCUGGAGGUGGCUGUAAUGCUUAAGAUGGCACAUGGAAAAGAAGCUGGUAAAUCUGCUGCCAUUUCCCUCCUUGACUACUAUGAUCUGGACCAGGAGCUCAUCCUGGUCCUGGAGCGUCCAGUCCCUGCAGUUGACCUAUAUGAGUACAUGGAGGUCAAAGAAGGGUCCAUGCAGGAGGAGGAGAGCAGAUUAAUAUUAAAGCAGCUAAUAGAGGCAGCCAGGGAGCUUCAGUCAAAGAAGGUGUUCCACCGAGACAUCAAGGCAGAGAACAUCCUGAUUGAAACCAGCACUGACUUCCCACGUGUUAGGGUUAUCGACUUUGGGCUCAGCUGCUUUUUUAAAAAAUCAUCCUUGUACAGAAUCUUUUGUGGUACCUCUGCCCACAUACCGCCAGAGUGGAAUCAGAACAAAACCUACAGGGCCAGUCCCACCACAGUGUGGCAGAUUGGGGUGGUCCUGUAUGACCUACUGCACUGGAACGAUCGCUUUGAGACGUCAAGUUUUCUCGACGGCAAAAUAACUAUCAGUAAGGAUUUGUCUCCAACUUGCCAGGACAUGCUGCAACUCUGUCUAACCAAAGACACUGCUCUACGUCCAUCUCUGGAGGAGCUCAGCCACCAUCCCUGGCUCGCAUAA
Molecule: messenger RNA, 1524 nt
Organism: Labrus mixtus (cuckoo wrasse)
Lineage: Eukaryota; Metazoa; Chordata; Actinopteri; Labriformes; Labridae
Product: serine/threonine-protein kinase pim-2-like
Exons: 1
Coding region: 280-1524 (414 amino acids)
Biological process (GO): negative regulation of apoptotic process; regulation of mitotic cell cycle; protein autophosphorylation
Cellular component (GO): cytoplasm
Molecular function (GO): ATP binding; protein serine/threonine kinase activity
Source: RefSeq, a predicted model, not a curated record